GCGGGGCCGAGCUCCAGCCGGGGCGGGCCGGGCGCAGGCAGCGGCGGGCGCUGCGGGACGGUUCGGGGCGGCCCGGGCGGGGGUAGCGCAGCCGAGAUGCCGGGCCCGGGCGGGGACCCCAAAGGGGAGGAUUACUCCACGGCCAUCCUGCGCCAGAAGCGUCGGCCCAACCGGCUCCUCGUGGAUGAGGCAGUGAAUGAGGACAACAGCAUUGUCAGCCUGUCACAGAAAAAUGACUUCUGAUGGGAGAGCAAAGGGAAGCCACAAAAGCAGUCAUGCGCCCCUCCCUGGCAGCAUAGGCAGGUCGGUUCAGGUGCCCGGAGCAGCCAAUAGAGACAAAUCACCACUGGGAGUGUGUGAAAGGACCAAGAUGGAGGAGCUGCACUUGUUCCGGGGUGACACGGUGCUGCUGAAGGGCAAGAAGCGCCGGGAGACGGUCUGCAUCGUCCUUACCGACGACUCCUGCCACAGCGAGAAGAUCCGUAUGAACCGCGUUACCCGCAACAACCUCCGCGUGCGCUUGGGCGACGUGGUGAGCAUCCAGGCCUGCCCGGAUGUCAAGUACGGGAAGCGGAUCCACGUGCUGCCCAUUGACGACACCAUCGUCGGCCUGGCCGGGAACCUCUUUGACGUGUACCUGAAGCCCUACUUCCUGGAGGCCUAUCGGCCUGUGCACAAAGGUGACAUCUUCCUGGUGCGCGGCGGGAUGCGGGCCGUGGAGUUCAAGGUGGUGGAGGUGGAUCCGAGCCCCCACUGCAUCGUGGCCCCCGACACCGUCAUCCACUGCGAGGGGGAGCCCAUCAAGAGAGAGGACGAGGAGGAGAGCCUGAAUGACGUGGGCUAUGACGACAUCGGGGGCUGCCGGAAGCAGAUGGCUCAGAUCAAGGAGAUGGUGGAGCUGCCCCUGCGCCACCCAGGACUCUUCAAAGCCAUCGGUGUCAAGCCGCCCCGAGGCAUCCUGCUGUACGGCCCCCCCGGCACCGGCAAAACGCUGGUGGCCCGAGCUGUGGCCAAUGAAACAGGAGCCUUCUUCUUCCUCAUCAACGGUCCGGAGAUCAUGAGCAAGCUGGCGGGUGAGUCAGAGAGCAACCUGCGCAAAGCCUUUGAGGAGGCCGAGAAGAACGCGCCGGCCAUCAUCUUCAUCGAUGAGCUGGACGCCAUUGCCCCCAAGAGGGAGAAGACACAUGGCGAGGUAGAGCGCAGGAUCGUGUCCCAGCUGCUGACGCUCAUGGACGGCCUGAAGCAGCGCUCCCAUGUCAUCGUCAUGGCUGCCACCAACCGGCCCAACAGUGUCGACCCCGCCCUGCGCAGGUUUGGGCGCUUUGACCGUGAGAUCGACAUCGGGAUCCCGGACUCAGUCGGGCGGCUGGAGAUCCUGCAGAUCCACACCAAGAACAUGAAGCUGGCCGAGGACGUGGAUCUGGAGCGGGUGGCCAGGGAGACGCACGGGCACGUGGGCGCGGACCUGGCGGCGCUGUGCUCCGAGGCCGCGCUCCAGGCCAUCCGCAAGAAGAUGAACAUCAUCGACCUGGAGGACGACACCAUCGACGCCGACAUCCUCAACGCCAUGGCCGUCACCAUGGACGACUUCCAGUGGGCUCUCAGCCAGAGCAACCCGUCGGCGCUGCGGGAGACGGUGGUGGAGGUGCCCCAGGUCUGCUGGGAAGACAUCGGGGGGCUGCAGGAGGUGAAGCGAGAGCUGCAAGAGCUGGUGCAGUUCCCGGUGGAGUACCCGGACAAGUUCCUGAAGUUCGGCAUGACGCCGUCGCGGGGCGUGCUCUUCUACGGGCCGCCCGGCUGCGGCAAGACCCUGCUGGCCAAGGCCAUCGCCAACGAGUGCCAGGCCAACUUCGUCUCCAUCAAGGGCCCCGAGCUGCUCACCAUGUGGUUCGGGGAGUCCGAGGCCAACGUGCGCGACGUCUUCGACAAGGCUCGCCAGGCCGCCCCCUGCAUCCUGUUCUUCGACGAGCUGGACUCCAUCGCCAAGGCGCGGGGCGGCGGCGCGGGGGACGGCGGGGGGGCGGCCGACCGCGUCAUCAACCAGAUCCUCACCGAGAUGGACGGCAUGACCAACAAGAAAACCGUCUUCAUCAUCGGGGCCACCAACAGGCCAGACAUCAUCGACCCGGCCAUCCUGCGCCCCGGGCGGCUGGACCAGCUCAUCUACAUCCCACUGCCUGACGACACCUCCCGCGUGGCGAUCCUGAGCGCCAACCUGCGCAAGUCGCCUGUGGCCCGGGAUGUGGACCUGAACUACCUGGCCAAGAUCACCCAUGGGUUCUCGGGCGCUGACCUCACUGAGAUCUGCCAGCGCGCCUGCAAGCUCGCCAUCCGCGAGGCCAUCGAGAUGGAGAUCAAGAUGGAGCGGGAACGCCAGAGCCACCCGGAUGCCGUCAUGGACGACGACUAUGACCCGGUGCCCGAGAUCCGGCGGGAUCACUUCGAAGAGGCCAUGCGCUUCGCCCGCCGCUCCGUCAGCGACAACGACAUCCGCAAGUACGAGAUGUUCGCCCAGACGCUGCAGCAGAGCCGCGGCUUCGGCAACUUCAGGUUCCCGGCUGGGAAGCAGAGUGGGGACGGAGGGGCCGAUCGCGCAGGUGGCUCCCGGCAGGGCGACAACGGCCGGGGCGGCCUCUUCCAAGAGGAGGGGGAUGAUGACCUCUACAACUGAUGGGCGGGAUCACUGGCCCCACCCCCUAUGCCAAAGCAUCAGCUCUGCCCCUUGUGCCAGACAGCCCCGUCCCUCGCACCAAGGCAUCUUGUACCGAAGCCUCGGCUCUGCCCCUUGCACCAGAAAGCUCUGCCUUCCCAACCAGACAGGUCCGUCCCCUGCCUCAAAGAGCUCCGCCUUUGCAACCGGAAAGCCCCGCCCCUUGCUCCAGAGAGCUCCGCCUUUCCAACUGGAAAGCCCCGCCCCUCGCUCCAGAGAGCUCCGCCUUUGCAACCGGAAAGCCCCGCCCCUUGCUCCAGAGAGCUCCGCCUUUCCAACCGGAAAGUCCCGCCCCUUGCUCCAGAGAGCUCCGCCUUUGCAACCAGAAAGUCACGCCCCUUGCUCCAGAGAGCCCCGCCUUUCCAACUGGAAAGCUCCGCUCCCCCUUGCACCAGGGAGCUCUUCCCAAGCAGGCAGCCCUGCUCCCGUGCCAGCUGCGAUUCCCCGCAUGCCCCAGUUGCUCUUGGUUGUAUUCUUUUGUGUGGUAACAAACCCAGGUCUCCCAGCCCCCACCCCAGAUCACAGGACCCCGGCGUCCUGUGGAGUCCCGUGAGUGUGGAGAAAGACCCCACCUCUGUGUCCCUCACAGCAGCCUCCCGCUCGGGAUUACAGCUCUGCCCAGCCAUGUGGCUCCUCCUGCCGGCAGCCGCCCCCAGGCCUGGGCUUAUCCUGCGGGCUGUGAUACUGAGUGUGCCAGCCCCUGGGGAGAGACACCCCCCCUGCCAGGUUGGUGCUGUCUUAGCGCCAGCUUUGUUCUGCCUUUCGGCUCCGUGGCCCAGGAAUGUGGGGAGGGAAGAGCACGACUCUCCCUGAGCCCCACCCCUGAAUCCAGGGGGAAGCAAGAGGAUCUGGACCUGGGUUGCCCUGGCACCUGGGCACCAUCCUGCCUCUGAGGGCACCCACACCCCACCCAGCGCCUCGCCUCCCUCCCCCAGAGGUGACAUGCGCAAGGGCCGAAGGGCCCUAGUUUGGGGCGAGAGGCUGUGGGACGUCCCAGAUUCCCUCUGCAGGAGCCAGCUGCAUGCGUGUGCCCAUCGCAAUCUGUAAGGGCUGGACACUAGUAAAGAUCUGGAUUAUG
Mauremys mutica (yellowpond turtle) is the source of this 3788-nucleotide messenger RNA. Its product is annotated as transitional endoplasmic reticulum ATPase-like. Gene Ontology annotation, cellular component: VCP-NPL4-UFD1 AAA ATPase complex; nucleus; cytosol. Lineage: Eukaryota; Metazoa; Chordata; Testudines; Geoemydidae. The coding region runs from base 197 to 2671 and encodes 824 amino acids. Gene Ontology annotation, biological process: mitotic spindle disassembly; autophagosome maturation; retrograde protein transport, ER to cytosol. Gene Ontology annotation, molecular function: polyubiquitin modification-dependent protein binding; ATP hydrolysis activity; ATP binding. The transcript is spliced from 19 exons. The record is from RefSeq and is a predicted model, not a curated record.